Molecule: messenger RNA, 1698 nt
Organism: Diaporthe citri
Lineage: Eukaryota; Fungi; Ascomycota; Sordariomycetes; Diaporthales; Diaporthaceae
Exons: 4
Coding region: 1-1698 (565 amino acids)
Biological process (GO): regulation of gene expression
Cellular component (GO): nucleus; cytoplasm
Molecular function (GO): mRNA binding
Source: RefSeq, a predicted model, not a curated record
AUGGCGGGUGCGACACCAGACAUCCAGCAGAUCCUUGAGCAGUUGCGUGCUACUCAACAGAGACCUGCGACGACGACCCCUACGCAAGGCCAGCCUGGUCUUCCUGGCCCAUCCUACCCCCCCGCCCAGGGCUAUGCCAUGCCGCCAGGUGCCACUCCUGUCCAGCAGAGCAACUACCCACCUCCUGGCGCCUACGGCUACCCGCAGCCCUCGUCGAGCGGGACCGUCGACCUGAGCGCCAUCAAGCCAGUCAACUCGGGCACGGUGAGCAUCCAAGAUGCCAUAGCAAAGGCAAAAGCCGUCGCUGCCGCCAACAACCUCGCCCCCUACGAGCGGCCUCCCGUCUACGCUGGGAACGACGGGCGUCGCCGGUCGCGUUCCAGAUCCCCUCCCCGCCGCGAGGCUUUUCACGACAACUACAACCCCUAUAGAGAUGAGCGUCGUGCUGAUCGUGCCCCUCGCGACCACGGCCGCGAGAGGUCAUACUCCCCUGGACCCCGUGGCCGUCAGGGCGGCGGUGCUUUCUCCCCCCGAGGCUCCAAUUCUGCGCGCCAACGCUCUCCCCUCCGUGGAGAGGAUGACAGCUCGUCCGAGACCAUGCAGAUCGAGGCAAGCCUCGUCGGGCUCAUCAUCGGGAGGCAGGGAGAGAAUCUACGACGUGUUGAGGGCGAGACAAAGUGUCGGGUCCAGUUCCUUGCCCCGCACAGCGGCGAUGACAAGUUCCGGCAGUGCAAGAUCACCGGCCCUCGCGCCAGGAGAGCGGAAGCAAAGGCAGCCAUCAACCGGAUAAUCGACGACAGUGGCAUGGGCGCGAUCGCCCGCGCCGGUUUGGAUAGAGGCCAGCCCCGUCCGCCUCCAACUGUCGACCCCACCAGCGGCCAGAUAAACCUCAAGGACGGAGAAGAAUGCUUGCAGAUCAUGGUGCCUGACCGCACUGUUGGUCUCAUCAUCGGACGAGGUGGCGAGACAAUCCGUGAUCUCCAGGAGCGGAGUGGCUGCCACGUCAAUAUUGUUGGCGAGUCCAAGAGCGUCAACGGGCUCCGCCCUGUCAACCUUAUUGGUCCUUAUGCCGCUGCUGCCCAGGCCAAGGACCUCAUCAUGGAAAUUGUGGACAGCGACAGCCGAAAUGGAAACUCAGGCGGCGGCGGUGGAGGCAACCAACACCAAGGCCGACCCAACCAGCGGGAUAACAGCCACGACAAGAUCAAUGAUGCAAUCUUCGUCCCGAACGAGGCCGUUGGUAUGAUCAUUGGCAAGGGCGGCGAGACCAUCCGUGAGAUGCAGAAUCAGACUGGCUGCAAGAUCAAUGUUUCGCAACAACCUGCGCCUGGUGAGGCUGAGCGGGAGAUCGAGCUUGUCGGUAGCCGGGACGCAAUCGAGCGGGCGAAGCGGGCCAUUGAGGACAAAGUCGAGGCAGUUAGACAGAAGAGCAACGGUGGUGGUGGUGGCGCCGGAGGAGGAGGAGGCCGCGGUCGUGGGCAGCACCGCGACUACGACAAUCCGAGCUACGGGCAGCCGCCUUCUAACAACCAGCAGCCACGGGCACCUGCGGCUCAAGCAGGCGCUGACGGCCAAGCAGACCCCUACGCACCCUAUGGCGGCUAUCAGAACUAUCUGGCACUAUGGUACCAGUCCCUUGCUGCACAGCAAGCCAAUGCGGGCCAGGGCGAGGCCCCCAAGCCACCCGGCACAUCGUAA